ACCUUAAUAUGUACUUUUUCUUUAAAACCUUUCUAUAAUUUGUUGAAACCUCUUUUGGACCAAGCCCGAGAAUCGAAGUUAGAGACUCUAUAUAACAUUUGACCCAUAUGGUCCCUCAAACACACAGACAACUCCUUAUCUCCUUGUCGUUUUUUGUUCUUUUUUCACCAUGGGCAGAAGAAAGGUAACACACCAACUGAUUUCUGACAACGCUACUCGCCGAGUUACGUUCAGAAAACGCAAACAUGGUCUGUUGAAAAAGCUCAAUGAAUUAACCAUUCUUUGCGGUUUACGCGCUUGCGCCAUCAUCUACAGCGACUACGAGGAAGGUCCUGAGGUCUGGCCAAACCGCAAAGAGGUUCGUGUUCUUCUCAACCGGUUCAGGGCACUCCCGGUGGAGAAACAGACCAAGUUCAUGAUGGACCAGAAAGAUUUGAUGAACAGAAUGAUCCAAGACGCAAAGAAGAGGUUGGAGAAAGAGCAGAUGCAUAGCCGUGCGAUGGAACUUGGGUUGAUUGCGUCGUCUAGUGACAUACGCGAUGCUGAUUAUUCAGAGGAUCUGAUCAAAGCAGCCGAUGUGGUUGAGAAGAAGAUCAAAGUCAUCAGAGAAAGAAUCAAGGCUGUAGAAUCAGGAGCAGCCAUCCUCAUGAUAGAAUAGCCUUUCAAAAACAUUCAACUGUGUUUUAUUUUCUUGGAUUAUCAUGUUUAGGAUUAAUGUGUUGAUUGUUUCUGCUUUAUUGUUUAGUUUAAAGGAUGAAGAGAAUAAUAUUGAUCUCUUUGGCCUUCUUGGUAUCAUCGCUUAGAGCUGGUCAGUAUCAAUGUAUUCAGUUUAUGAGAUUGUUAUUUUUAUGAAGUUUUUCUUCCUUAUUUUAUUUAAUUUUUUUUGUUGGCUCCCCAAUUGUUUAGAUCAAGUUUUGGUCACACGAGCCGAUCCUCUGAUAAACACUACCGUAUCUGAUCUAUAUAGGAAAAUAUGUUUGCGUUUAUCGCUCUGGAGAAUAUGAAGUACUCACACUCUCAAAGAUUUUCUUCUUUAUAUGUUUGUUACUUUUUUAUUUUAUUUUUUAUAUUUAUUCGCUCGUUUGUUAAUCCCAGUAAGUGAUCCAAAAAGAUUUAUUACCGAUUAUAAAAUGUGGAAUUCUGUUCGAGAUAGACCAUAAAAUCUAGGCGUUUGGGUUUCCGUUCAGCUUCGGAUCAGGUCUUUUGGAUUUUUGGUUCUAUUUUGUAACACGUCUUAGAUCGUAUUCUAUUAAAAUUGAAAGUACAUAUGAGAAUCAAAUAUAACACAUCGGUUUCAGAUCGGUUUUGUAUCACAAGUAUCCAUAAAUAACAAUAUAUCGUUUGGAUUCAGGUUUUUUUAGAUCGGUUCGGAUUAUACUGAAAUAAAAUACAUCAUUAAAAAGUCUAAACAUAAUAAAUUUAAUAGUAAACUGAAUGUAAAGUAUUCAAUACAUAUAAAACUAAAAAAGUAGUAACAUUUGAAAGUUUAUAACACUAAACUUUAUAACACUAAAUAAUUUUAUAACUAAAAUACUUAAAAGUGAUGAUUAUCCAAAACUCAAAAAAUCAUAACCCGUAAUGCGCAUGGUAUGUAAACCGUAUACAUAACUAUAAUGAUAUAUGUUCAGUUUAGUUCGGGUUAUAAUUCGGAUAUUUGAUAAACCAAAACUAAAUCCGAUAUUCGAACUAUCAUAAUAUAAAAUUCGAUCGGGUUAUUAGCUGGAUCUGAACCUGAACUAAUACAUUUAUUUCGAGUCACGUUCGGGUUUGGAUUUGGAUUUCGGUCUCUAUGUCCAUGCCUAACAAAAGCUAUUAUCUCAAGAUGAAAAGUAUUAAUAUUUCACACUGAAAGAUUAAAUAGAUCAAUACUAAUAUAUUAAAGAUUUUGGAAAAUGGCCAAUUAGUUUUAAAUUAAAAGUAAAUCAAACUUAACAAGUAAUUCUGCCCAACACACACGUCCUCUUGUGCUUACACUUGCCGAUCUCAUCGCAUAUGAGCUCUCCUGGCGAAAUGUGGAGUUAACGCCCCUCUACUUGGCCGAUAACCGAUUAACCGGAAGCGAAAACGCCAUUUCUAUUACUUUAUUAUAUUUUUAAAAACUUCUGUUUCGCCUUCUGUCUUCUCUUGUCCUUUUCCCGGCGGUAAAAGCAAGACUAGUGUUGGUUUUGCCGUUUCCAUCGUAUUCCACCUCAACAAGACGGUGGCCAUCUUUCACAACGACGUCAACUUCCGACUUCUGCAGUGGCAUACCGUCAAUAUUGUACUCAAGAUAAGAUACAACAAGGUGAUCAAUAGUUUGUCAUUUUUACAUUUUCCUUGGUGUCAGCUCAUUCAUUUGUUACUUACUUUACUAGUGGUCUUGUUUUAUCCUAUAGGUUAUAUGGUCAUCAAAGUUAACAAAUCUUCAGUAUUAUAUAUUGUUGGAAUGACACAUGUCUAAUGACAUACGCGAUGCUGAUUAUUCAUGCUAGAAUAACCUUUCAAAAACAUUCAACUGUGUUUUAUUUUCAUGGAUUAUUAUGGUUAGGUGUUGAUUGUUUCUGUUUUAUUAUUUAGUUUAAAGGAUGAAUAGAAUAGUAUUGAUAUCUUUGGCCUUCUUGGUACCAUCGCUUAAAGCUGGUUAGGAUCAAUGUAUUCGGUUUAUGAGAUUGGCUUCUUUUUUUUUUCUUUUUGAAUGAAGAUUUUCUUCGAUAUAUAUUUGUCACUUUUUCAUCUUUUAUUUAUAUUUAUUUGCUCGCUUGUUAAUCCAGUGGUCCAAAAAAGAUUUAUUACUGAUUAUAAAAAGUGAAAUUUGGUUCGACAUAUACCGAUAAGAGCAAUAAUCUCGAAAUAAAAAGUAUUAAGAUUUCACAUUAAAAAGUUUAAGAAAUCAAUAAUAAUAUAUAAAAGAUAUUUUUCCUUAUAUGUUUUUUUACUUUUCCGCUUUUAUUUAUAUUUAUUCGCUUGUUUGUUGAUCUAAGUAAAUGGUCCAAAAGAUUAUUACCAAUUAUUAAAAGUGGAAUUCGGUUCGAGAGAUAAGAACUAUUAUUUCGAAAUGGCGUAUUAAACGCCAAUAAAAAUUUUAGUGAGUUUCUCACAGAUUAAAAUUAAUUUAGGAAAAAAACGAAAUCCUUCAGAAGAAAAGACUAUGUCCACAACUUUAAGAAGUUUUGCCACUUGUUAAUCAUUGACUGGUUUCAACUUUUUAAUAUUUUUCUUUUAGAAAUCCACUAAAUGUUCAUGCUCUUAGAGCAUUUUUAGUGGGAAAUUUCAUUGAGUCCCGUACCGAUAAACAUAUAGAUUAAAAAGAAAAAGUAAGAAAAAGGGAAGAUAUGUUUCUCCUGAAAGAAACUCUUGCUGGAAUUAUAGAAACUCAAAUAACAAGUGUCAGCUAUUAACUUAGUCUGUUUUAUAACUAAAAUUUUGAUAAAUUAAUUUUUUGACAAAAAGUGGUUCUCUUACCACUGCAAAUGCUCUUAGGAUUUUACAUCGAAAGGUUAAAAGACAAAUACUAAUAUAUUUUUUAAACACUAUUUUCAUUAUGAUUAACAAACACAAGAUACAUUAUGAUUAAACACUAUUUUAAACACUGGCGACUACCACUAAUCCCGGUAAGAACAGUCCGACGAACCAAACAAAAGGUACCCAGAAACAACAGCUCACACAUGGGAAACAAUGAUCAACAGAGUGAUAAAACGAUCUUUAAUUUUACCAAUCUAAACUUGAAUAAGGAACGGCCAGAUCAAAAGAAACAAAAAAAAAAACAAGAACAAAACAA
Brassica napus (rape) is the source of this 3757-nucleotide messenger RNA. RefSeq names its product agamous-like MADS-box protein AGL80. Gene Ontology annotation, molecular function: RNA polymerase II cis-regulatory region sequence-specific DNA binding; protein dimerization activity; DNA-binding transcription factor activity, RNA polymerase II-specific. The record is from RefSeq and is a predicted model, not a curated record. NCBI's taxonomy places the organism in Eukaryota, Viridiplantae, Streptophyta, Magnoliopsida, Brassicales, Brassicaceae. Bases 170 to 658 code for a protein of 162 amino acids. Gene Ontology annotation, biological process: positive regulation of transcription by RNA polymerase II. The transcript has a single exon.